CUGACCCAAGCUAUUCUUCAUAAACCCUCUCUUCCUUUUCGCCUUAUCUGUUGGGCAAAGCAGAAAACAAGGGCCGAAAAGAAAAGAAGCAAUGUCUGCUACAUCUACCUCAUCUCUCAUACCCCCAUCUCUCAAACCCAAAACCUUAUCUUCAUCAAACCCAAGACCCAUUUCACUUUCCCUCUUCUCUUUUUCCCACAGGCUCCAUGCAAAGCCUCUCUUCUCUUCUGCUCUUCAAAGUUUCGAGGUUUUAACCAAAAGGUCUGCUUCUUAUUCUUCUAAGUUUGUUAGAAACGUUGCCGUUUCAUCUGAGUAUCAUCAGGAAGAGGAGCUUUUUGGUAGUGAUGAUGUAGAAGGGGCUACUAGUUUCUCCCCUGACUUGAAACUUUUUGUGGGUAAUCUUCCUUUUAGCGUGGAUAGUGCCCAGCUUGCUGAUUUGUUUGGAAGCGCUGGAAAUGUUGAGAUGGUUGAGGUGAUUUAUGACAAGGUAACUGGAAGAAGUAGGGGAUUUGGUUUUGUAACUAUGUCCACAAUUGGGGAAGUUAAAGCUGCUGCUCAACAGUUCAAUGGCUAUGAAUUGGAAGGGAGGGCAUUAAGGGUAAACUCAGGACCUCCUCCUCCUCGUAGGGAAGAAUUUUCUCCUGGAGGAGCAAGAGCUGCUCCAACUAUGGGCGCUUCAAAUUGUGUCUUCGUUGGUAACCUUUCAUGGGGUGUUGAUGAUUUAGCACUUGAGACCUUGUUUAGCGAGCAAGGCAAGGUUGUGGAAGCAAAAGUCGUUUAUGACAGGGAAAGUGGUAGAUCAAGGGGUUUUGGCUUUGUUACUUAUAAUUCUGCUGAAGAGGUGGACAGUGCCAUUAAAUCCUUGAAUGGUGUUGAUUUGGAUGGCAGACCAAUUCGAGUCUCUGUGGCAGAGUCUAGGCCAAGGCGUCAAUUUUGAGCGUGAUGGUUUCCUACUGGUACUGCUAAAUUAUUGGGAGACGCCUAGAAUAUGCAGUUGGAAGCUGGCGGCUGCAUCCUCUCUCUGUUCUUGGGAAUCUGCAAAAAUGCUUCUUGUACCAGCUGCUUAUGGGCGUUAUGACCAUAUGUUCUUUUCAACAUCUGUGCUUAGAUUAGAAAGAGCAGAUAAUGAGCUGAUAAUAUCCAUUGAAAUAUUUUCGUUGUAUGUUGUGUCAUAAUUCAGUUACUGAUAUGUAGCCGUAUGUUUUAGCUCAUGGGAUUAGAGUUACUUCAAAAUUAUUGACUUGUUUUGCUACCUUGUAUAUCUUGCGCUGGAAGAAUGCCUAUGCUUGUUGAAUGAAUUGCAGCAAAAGAAAAA
Messenger RNA from Durio zibethinus, 1315 nucleotides. Its product is annotated as RNA-binding protein CP29B, chloroplastic-like. Gene Ontology annotation, molecular function: mRNA binding. Gene Ontology annotation, cellular component: chloroplast thylakoid membrane. Gene Ontology annotation, biological process: chloroplast rRNA processing. The record is from RefSeq and is a predicted model, not a curated record. NCBI's taxonomy places the organism in Eukaryota, Viridiplantae, Streptophyta, Magnoliopsida, Malvales, Malvaceae.